ACAACGCCCGGGGAAUAAAGCCUCUGCCGGCAGAAUUCACGCAUCUUCCAGAUAGCUCAUUGGGUGUUUAGUCCUUCGCCUUCCCACCAGCGCUCUGCCACCCUCCUCUGCCCAUUCAUACCUGCUCCUCGCAGACGAAACCAGCUGCUCUUGUAUGCAAAGUCUGAGUGCCGGUGUUUAAACGCAGCUCCGGCUGCUAAGCCCUGGCGAUGAGCGGAGUGCCAGGCUGGGGCUUCCGCUGAGGGGCUGUGUCGCUUUAAGGCAUGUGAUACUUUCCCGAGCAGGCAUGUAUUGAAAUAGGCUCCGGUACUUACAGCACCGUAUAGCAGUGUACGUACAGCUGCCUUACUCUGCACUGCCUGCGCUGGAGUGAGGCUGCUCUGUCCUUAAACACAAACUGCUUCUCGUCCUUAAGUAUCCUGGAAGCUGCAUAUUAUCUCAAGAUCACUUCAAAGGUCUCAUCAGGCAGAAGGUGAUGCUAGGAGAUGAUUUAAAGGUGAAAAUGAGAAGGUUUCCACCCCUCAAACCUUGGCCACUUUUCUGACGGCAGAGUCUGAGAGCUCAGAUGUCUCCUUUACUCUGGAAACAGGAUUUGUAACGAAAAAGAUUCUUCUUUUUUUUUUUUUUUUUUAAUCCUGAUAAAGAAGAUUAUUGGGAAGCUAUUAAAAACCCCUUAUUGUGAUACAGAUGGAUUUAAAAAAGUGUUAGAUCUUUCCGAUGAACACUAAUAGAGUGCUCUGCUCUUGGUUGGAUUACUCAGAGAAUGGCAGUGGUCUCUGCAAUGUCCUGGGUCCUGUAUUUGUGGAUAAGUGCCUGUGCAAUGCUGCUCUGUCAGGGGUCCCUCCAUCACACUUUCCAGCAGCAUCACCUGCACAGACCAGAAGGAGGAACGUGUGAAGUUAUAGCAGCACACAGAUGCUGUAAUAAGAAUCGAAUUGAGGAAAGAUCACAAACAGUAAAAUGCUCCUGUCUACCUGGGAAAGUGGCUGGGACUACAAGAAACAGACCUUCCUGUGUCGAUGCUUCUAUAGUGAUUGGGAAAUGGUGGUGUGAGAUGGAGCCCUGCCUAGAAGGAGAGGAAUGUAAGACGUUGCCUGAUAAUUCUGGAUGGAUGUGUGCAACUGGCAAUAAAAUCAAGACCACCAGAAUCCACCCAAGGACCUAACAGAGCGCCGUCUGCAAGGAGACAGUGAAAGCCCUGCUGAUUUUUGAGGACAAAGUAUUGAAAGUUUAAAACCAUCUCAGCAUUUACAAGCCAAAUGGAUUUCUUAUUUGCACUUUGACUGUUUACCAGAUAACAACAGUGGCUUUAUUGUGUGAAAGCAAGUAUUCGGUGGAAAUAAUGCCCCUGAUUUUUGACAGCUGAAAAUAAAAAGGAAGAAAAUGGUUCCUUUGGUAAAGUUUCCAAGAUUGCGAAGUACAAACAACAGUCUAAGUUUGGAUCUACAAUUUACUUUAUACCAGUUAAAGUAUAUAUAUAGAAAUAUAUAUAUAUUAAUAUAUGAUAUUUUGAAAUAAAAGCCUCACUCUUCAAGAAAUUGAAUAGUACCACACUUUGCUGCAGCUGCUGUAAAUUUUUUUCUUCUUUUUUGUAAUGGUCUGGAAGAUCCCUACGUGUUUCAGAGAGAAAUGUGGCAGUGAAGAGGCAAAGCAAACCUGCUGCGGUACAAGGAUGCCUAAGAGCUACCUGAAUCCUACCGAUGUGGCAUCCAGAGCUUCCUGUUCCCUUUGGCAGAAUGUUGAGGGCAUUUGUUGUUCCACUUUGUGUUCUGGAGGCUUUUCCCCUUGUGCAAUACUAGCAUGCUGGCUUUGCUUCAUUAACCAUACUUGAUUGAUAUAUAACAAUGAUAAUUCUAUCCUCUUCCAAGAAAAUAUUUUUAGAGCUGUUAGAUAUUCCAUGAAGAAGAGAUGGACAGCUACUGAGUGAAGUACAGUAUGUAUUAAAGGUUUAUUUGGCAGAGUUUGGUAGACUGUGAGCUCCCUUCUUAUUAAAGGUGUACUGUACGUACAAUGACUUCAGACUUUGUAUAGCUCAUAGAGACUACAGUAAAAACCCAGUAAUCAACUCCAAAGCUUUGCGUUGUUUGCUCACUAAUUCUUUGAAACAACAACAAAGCUAUUUCUUUUCAGACCAACAUGGGAGAGGGUUUUUACAUACGGUUUGUUUUUUUACAAGCCCAUUUGCAAUUGGUGAACAAGCAUUUCAGGUUAAGCAAAUGCCUCUGUGGACACCUCGAAUGCUCAGGCACACACACGCGCAAGGGACUGCCUGGCUGUGUGCUUUUAUCCCACAGCACAGAUGGGAGAAAACCCUAAAUUUAAGCUUCCCCUGUUGCAGGCCAAGCUAAUUCUCAUUGAGAGCAUCUGCCACCAGCUAAAAGUAUACACAUGGGCAAUUCCAUGGCACAGCAAAUGCACAACAGUUUGCAGUAAGCAAACUGUGUCUAAGCCCUGUCUUAAUUUCAAAAAUAGUUUCUUUCAGAUUAAUUUUAAUCUGUUUCUUACUAAUGUGAAUUCAGCUGAGUUGAGAUGCUCUUCAGCAAGGAUGCGUCCACAGAGACAUUGAUCUACUCACUGUGAGUGGUUUGAAUUCACAUUUCUAGCUAAGCUGUUGCUGUUCACCAUGCAGCCUGGCUCUUGCAUUGCUGAAGAAAGAUCACAUCUGAGGGCUGACAUGAGCAAGCCAAGUUCACAUUCCCAGGCACUUUUGCGAGCAGUCCAAUUAAUUUCAGGGGGUUUAUUCGUGUGGAAAAGUAUCCUACGGUCACGCAUAAGUCUGCACAAUCUACCUUUCAGUAUGCCUAAUGCUACUGAAUCAAAAAGGAAUAAGGAACUGUAAAACGUGUUCUACCCCGUACAGCUUAAUUUCUUUAAUAUUUCCAAUUCCCUUUCAGCCUGCUUACCUGUCUCUCACAGGACCCCUUUGGCCAUGCUGAUCACUUUUAAUCCAGUGCAGAGGAAGUGCUGCAUUUCCCAACCUAGAGUUGGUCAAAAUUCUCACGCUAACUUUCUUUCUCCUUCAGGGCAACCACUUCAGUCCCUUAUGCUUCAAGAGGCAGAAAUUUGUCACUGUAAUUACACUGUAUAUUAAAGCAGCUACAUGAUGUGUCACGCCAUACUCCAUGCCAGCUUCCUGUGCUGGUCCUUGGCUGAUGCUCACACUGGAAAAGGACAUGCUAUUUCCAAGUACCUCUAUUAUUUCCCUUUCAAAAGAUGUAAGAGUGAGAAGUGUUCAGGGAAGAAACUUGGUUUUCUUCUGUGCACAGAAAGACUAAAUAGGAGCAUGUUAUGGGUCAUAGCACGUAGAAACCAGCCUCACCCAUGGUCCAGCAGGAAGGACAUGUGUUUUCUGGCCACAGCCACCUGGCUAAACCACAGAAGAUACCUGGACCCUAGUCUAUGUUUUACAUAUGGUCCGCCAUGGCCAUGUGUGCUUCAUUCCAUCAUCUCAAUGUGGAGAGGACCAUUGCCUGCCUGGUUACCCUCAGAUAGAUGUGAUCCCAAAAUGAGAUCUCAGACUAGCUCCAGGCUCACGUACCACAAGUAAGGAGAAACUCCUCCAGAAUAAAUCCUUAGCAAUUCUUCAUUUUACUACCACAGCACUUUAAAAAACCCAGGACCCUCUAGGAAGUAGGAAGCCCUUGGUGCACUGGGAGAUAGAUUCUGCCACCUGGCAAUAAAUUGAUUAAAGGCCAGGAUAUAUUAUCAUCCCUUUAACAACAGGAACUGAAGCACACAAAGCUAAAUGGCCACUCAAAAUCACGUUGGAGGGUAUAGAAAAUCGAGCAGAAAGUGAACUUUGGUUUCCUUAUUCCAAGCCUACUGAUAACCCCACACAGCAAACUAACCGGUGGCCUCUUGUGCCCUUUGCCAAAAGCCCGAGGUAUCACCACUGAGAGUUACUUUCCCCAUAGCAGUGUAUCUGACAUGGCUCAGACUGUGAGUAGAUAACAAUGCUUUUGCCUGUGUCUAUGAAACAUGCCUGUUGAGACUGGGAAAUAUUAGCCUUGCUAAAACAUUAGAAGGAAAUGUUAUCAUUACCACAGCAAAGUUUCUUAGAGAUGUUUAUGAAUUUUUCUUUGCCAGUAGGCAGCCUUAGAUAUCACCGCACCAAGUAAACAUCUGCAUCUCUUUGAAGUUGCUGCAAAAUCUGCUCAUGAAGUGUGGCACUGAGAAAUUGAUGUUUUAAUAAAAAUGUUUUAGAGGGGAAUUAAGGCCUUUGCAAAAAUAAUGACUAAUAAAACAUGAAGUCAAAUUGAGAGCUGGAUGCAGCUCCAGUGAACCAAAUUGAAAACAAUAGUAAAAAACCCAACCAGUUUGGAGUCACAAUGAUCAUGUAUUUCGGUGAGAUGCACAGUAAUGCAGUGUGUGGCAGGAAGAUGGCAGAGCUGCUUACCUUGGCCAAUGGAAACACAAUGUGUUUCAGUGGUGGAGUAAUGGGUCCCACAUCCUCAUGAGAAAGUGACAGUCAUGCCACUCUCUGCACAAUGUUUAAGGAUAUUUACAUCCACAGAAGAGAAAGUUGAAAGUUCCUGCUUUUUGGCAGAAGUCUAGACAGAGACAUGGCAGGCAAAAAAGAAAAAUAGUUGUAAAUGCAUCCAAGAUAAAUUUAGAUUUCUGUCAAUGUUUCUUCAGAUGUGUGAAAAAACAAGUUAUGUAAAUCUGAAAUGUACAAGUUGGAAAAAAUACUGAAAAAGAAAAAAGUAUCUACCAUCUGCCUAUUGAUUCAGAAAAUCUAGAUUAUAUGCUUCUGUCCAAAAAAUCUCUGGUAAUAAAGAGCUCAGUGUGGUAUGACUUAAUAUUGCUUUGAAUAUGCUACAUGCUAUAUUUGAAGAAAUAUAUGGAGACCCAUGGAGAAAGUCCACUCCUAUGGCCAACAAUUAUGAACAGCAUGAUGUGCACCCAAAACUGGCGUUACAGAGAGAAAGGACUCUGAAGGUGAUACAGUAACUGAUGAGUGAUGCUCUUAUCAGACCUAUUGAUCGACAAUUUACAGAGUUCACAGAUAUUUUCAGUGGUGUACUCUAUUAUCACAUUCUAAAAUUAUUAGUUAUGUUCCUAACUUUCCUCAUUUGCCACUUUUCUAUUCUUCUGUACGGUCCAAGUAUAAUUACAGAUAGUAGAGAAGUUGUGGAGAUAAACAUACCUUGGCUUGGAAAGCACAUCCAUUUCAUCUGAAGGUGGCAGUAUUUGUUUCUUCUUAGUGGCAGGUUGAAUAUUGUGGUCUAAAAUGAGCUUCUCUUUUAUCAAUACCUCAGUCAUAUCCCAGGAAGCAGGGUUUAGAGCUUGCCUGACAAAGAAAUGGGUCAUGCUUCUUUGCUUGGUAUUCUAUUUUUUUGUCAGUGAAAAAUAAAAACACAUUCCACAAGUAAUCUUGCAGGUAGACAGAAGGAGAUGUGUGUGCAGGGCAGUUGGUUUAAGGCUGUCAACAAUUUUUCUAGUUCACAGGUUUGAAUUCAGAUCAUAAGCCUGACACAUAUUUAUGGUUUCUUCUCUGAAAUGCUCACACAGUCAGAGCACUUAACUUCACAAAUAUUUAUAAAACUAUGCCACUCUGAGGAAAAGAAACUGACUCUUCUACUUUGCAGUUGGAAAAUAAGACUCAUAAGACUUGGGACCUGUCCAAGGUUAUCCUAAAGAACUGCAGCAGAGCCAGCAGUAGAACUGAGGACUUCUGGAUUUUAAGUCAUCGUUGCAGAUGGUUCAUCUACAGUUCACAUCAGUAAGAUUUCACUGACUGCAGACCCUGGCUUUUAGCUCAAGUCACAGAGAGCAAAAUUAGGGUGCCUGCAGUCAAGUGUGGACAAUCGUCUGCAAGAAUCAACUGCUCAGAGCUUACUCACCUCCAUUCAGCUGGGAUUUUCAAACCACUAAUGCAUGGAAGACCACCACUAGACUUACUCCAACAUCUUCUGCUCCCACAGGGACAGUGGCACAGUCCUGCUGCUGUCUGGUUUCACAGCUCCUUAGUAGAAGUUGCUGUGAGCCUUCCAGAUUAGAUAGAGAGAUGGAAAAAAAGCACAGAAAUGGCUGUGCUUAACUGUGGUGGACUGAGAAACAAAUUUAGCCAACAGUCCUUUCAGAGGUCAUGAUUUCUCAGAGAUGCCCAUCAGAUAGAAUGAUUUUCAUGUAAAAGUUGACUUUGAGCAUAGAAAGCACACAUUCCCUUGCACCACGAGGUGCCUGAACCAGCCAAUAAGAAGCACAAAGAAGCUCAAGCAAAAAAUGUGAGCACCGCUGCCAGCGGAAAGGAUACCACACAGGGUAGCUUAAGUCAUGGGGAAAUAAAAAACCCCACUUCAUUUUUGAUAAAUAGUCAUCUGUGGGAACACUUAGCAGAUCUUUGAUUAAACUUUUUGCUGUUGCUUCACAAGUACCUCUAAUUCCUGAAUGCAGCUCAGAAAUGUGCAGAGGUCUUUCCUACAUGACAGGCUUGGGUACGAUGUCUUUUCACCCAAGACUCAUUGUCAGAUUUUUUUUUGUCUUCUCACCAUGUGGCAAUAUGGUCAAAUUUGUAUGACCAGAAACAACAUACAUGUUUGAGCAUAAAGUCACUAACCCACUUCCCAUUGUAUCUCAUCUGCUUGCUUCUUCAGAUGGCUGUCCUUGAUUCGGUUAGAAAUGAGGGCUAGAGACCCAUUCAGAUUUGAAGCAAACUACCUAUAAUCUAAAGUAUUGCUCGGGGGAAUAUGCAAUUUCUUCCUCCCACCUGCCAUUCCUCUUCAUUUUCUAUUUCAUUUCAUUUUCAUUUCAUCUCAUCCGCUCUCUUUCAUACCACAAUUAUUUUCAUCCAUCUCUAUUAGUCUUUUAUCGCCACUACUGCCCCACAGACAGAGAAAAGCAGCUAUGCCGUCAAGACCCAAUUCAAGGAGCUGUCCCCUCCAACAGCUCUGAUUUAUGUGAUGAUCUUUCUUUGCCUUUUUCCUGUGUACUUUGGAAGGUGAGAUCCCAACCCCACUACAGCUGUUACACCAGCAGCUCACCGUAUUUCAGUGCCCACAACAGCAAUCCACAGCUCAGGGCCACAGGGUCUCUCUCAGGUAUGCCCUAGUGUGUAAAGCAUAUGCUACUGAUACUUGAUUUGCAGCAGAGGAGUUAAUUGUCAGCUCCUCACCUUCACUGAACCUGUCCUGUUUGUUGCUUCUCCUACAGUCUUGUAUACCUUGACCAGAACCAAGAAGUCAGCACACAGACUACUGGGGGUUUGUCAUUAGUUUAUGCCUCUGCAAGAGGAAAAUUUAUCGCUAUUGAUUUGAUCAGAUUUGAAAUAGAGAAUGAAGAACAGGCCAAAUAGCUGUUAAAUGCACAAUAUGGGAUGUAAGCACGGACAUGUUAGGUUUUUUUCUGGGUACUUUUUUCCCCAAUGUUCUUUCAGUUACAUUUCUUUUCUGAAAGACUCUACUAUUUAGACUUGCAGAGCUUAUAUGGUAUCUCAUGUAAAGUGGCACAGAGUUUUUACAAAUCUGACACCAAGUCCCUAAAACCCUCCUAGUAUCUCACAGACACCGAUGUCAGGCAGAGAAACAGUUAGGAAAUGCUACCAGCUGAAGACAAUGAUCUCUCUGUCCUUCCUCUGCUUCAGAAAACUCUUCUCAACAAUAACAUCUCAGCUGUGCAUCUAGCAUCAACCUACAAAAAAUACUUCUGAUGGGAUCACAGUACAUCCCUUUAUCACAGAAUAAAGCUGCGAGAGAAGGAUAACAGGAUUUCUUACAGUCAGUGCUGUUCAAGAUCUGGGGGCAAAAUAAGGAAGAGCAGCCCAAAACUUUAAAAAUUGUUUAGCAUAUAAUUGUCAUUGAUUUCUAGUCCAUGCUCUCCUCCCUUAAUAUACUCCACACAUCUACCUGGAGACUACAGUAAUUCCAUCUUGAAGCACCUCCUGUAACUAUACCAUUCAAAAUCUCAAUGCUUACAAAGGAGCCCUAAAAGGCAACCACAACACACGAAGUGAGUAGACCUGGUCAAUGUGUUGCUGUCUCCAGUUUCCCUUUCAACUGCUGCCCUUACCCUCCCAACAGAAUUUGACAUGAAUACCUAUAAGAGAAUUGUUCUCCACAAAUUGCUGUGAAAUGUGAAAGUCAUCUUAUGCCUGAAUAAUUAAGGCACUCCUCUCUACCAACAGCCAGUUUCUUUCUGUACUCUUCAUUAACCCACAGCUUUCCUAUUUAAACUGAUCUAAUUAGUUCCUUACAAUUAAAGGCAGUGGUUUGGUAGAAGACUUGAAAAAUGGGAGUUCACAACAGGUAAAGUUCUUGAUCAGGAUUAUUACUAUUUUUUGAAAUCAAACCCAAAGUUUGCAUAAUGAAGAUUUCUUGGAAGAUACGAUCUAUUAAAUAGGAAAACCAGUUGUUCCUCACUAAUUGGCUCCAUCCUUCUUGGACACAUUUUCACAGACACCUAGAAUCUGGAUUUCUGAGCACAUACAAGCCUAGCAUUAAGUCAAAUGAAAACUGAAGAACUGAUCUGAAAGCAAAGAUUAACAACCUUAUCUUUCAAUUUAUCGAAACCUUAACCACAGGCUGUUCUGCUGUAAUACAGUCAGUUUCCACCUGCAGAUCACGAUUCUCUUCACUGCUGUACAAGGCACAGGCUAAACUGAAUGUAGAACACUACACAUGUGAAAUACCCCACACACCUCAGUGGUAACUUUCCUCACCUGUUAGCACUAAGAUGCCCUGGGACACAGGUGAGCUCAUCAAACAUAACCCAGCAUUCACCAGUGUGAACGAUAGUGGCUAUUCAGUUUCAAGUUUAUGCAGUACAGAGGCAAAACAGACUCAUAACAGGAGCAAAUUGAUAUUAAAACCAGUGUCCGGACAGCAGAAGAUCCACAUCUCACAGAUUACUUACAUAUAAAGCGAACAUAUACAAUGGCCAUGUUGAUAAUUUCCUUAGGAUUUAGAGAAGAGAGCAACUUCAGCUUUACAAACUUCAUGGUUGCUUGAUCUCACUACAGUAAACAGCUCCAUAUUUUUCCUUUUCAUGUUUUAUCCUGAAGCAACAGAGCAUUACAUUAAUUGACUUGUCUUAUUAAUUCAAUAAGCUGCUUCCAAGAUGAAAUGCUUAGCUAUGCUUGCUUGUUUUUGGCACUUUUUGGUUGUUGGAAGAAAAGCUUUAAGGCUAGAAUUGCUCUGAUGUUUUCCACAGUUCACUGAGUAAUUUUAUGCACUACUGAAGAUUUGCCACAUUUGGAAUUACUGCAAACUGCUGCUUUUUCAUCAUAUUAUAAUUUAAUUCACACUUUUAGUAUGAUAAGAAAACAUUUAACAGUUUGCAUAUUAGAGAAGUGUAUUUGUUCUGCCAUAAAGUUGUAGUUAAGAAUUCAUUAUAGGUCAUUCCUUUCUAGGAUUUAUAAUUUGGACAUAAGAUGCAUUUAGAAGAUUAAGGAUGACAUAAAAGCCACCCCAUUCAAAUGAAUUAUAUGCAAUGAAAUUCAGGGAGAAAAAAUUGACCUUGCUGUAAAUAUAGCAAAAAUAAUUUACUGCAAAGUUGAAUAAGAUUGAGAUAUUUUUACUAUUUCGGCAAGUUAUCGGAGAAGAGGUGAAAGUGUUUUAAACUCUAAGAAACUUGAAUGCCAAUAAACAUACCUGAUGCUUCCUUAAGGGAAAAAUACUCAUGCAACUAUGUGGAUUCUUAGAUUUCAACUUCGUUAGCAAACAUGAACUCUGGGUUUUUCUUUCAACUGGUGAAAAAGAUGAUGGUUUUGGUGUGUGAACUGAGUGAAAAUGAAAUUUCUUUUUUUCACCGAGCUUGUACUUUUUCAAGAAGCUGGCCAGGGGUUGUCAAUGCUCUUACCUUUGGGAAAUCUCCUUCCAUUCAUUGCCCAGCUCUAGGCUUGCCCAUAUGGUCUGUUUUGAAGCAAGGUACAGCAUCGUAGUGGUUUAACCCCAGUUGGCAACUAGGGACCAUACAUCCACUCACUGAUGAAACUGAGGGGCUGUGGGCACCUCCAGUCUCUCUGAUGAGGAAAGGGGGUGAGUUCUCAUCAGUGAUUGCUUUUCAACAUAUAGAUACUACAACUCCCUGUAUCUCUGCUCCAGAUCCUGACACUCACUAAAGUCCCUUACAGAGCUCCUGGCAAUAGCACUGCAUUUAAGCUGCUUCUAGGGUGAUGCCUGGCCUGGGCUGGUGCUACUGCAGAGAUCAAGGGCUGUACACAAAUAGAGUGAAAACCAGAAUGCUACAAGAAGGAGCCAGUCCCUGGAGAACCAGGUCAGUUGUUCCUGCUCAAAGGGAUAGGAAGGCAUGCCUGCAUAAACUGUUCUUCACACGCUCCCUCAUCUGCAAGCUAUAUUUUGUAACCCAGCGAUAAGUCUGGCAGCUUGGUGCUCAGAGGUAAUGCUGGUGGUCAAGACAGCGGUUCCCACCAGCCCUGCUAUGGGUUGGUGCAGUGGGUGACAAACCUUCUCACCACAGAGCCAGUUACACUCACUGCUGCAGUAAAAAUCAAUCUGGUAAUCAGAAGGCUUUGAGUCAAAAUAAAGACAUCCCUGCAGUGAGGUCCUAUUUUUAAGUGAAGGUUAUUGAUCAGGUUUCUGGCCUUAAGAAAUCAAAACAUAGUUUAUGCUCAGAGUGACCUGUAGGUGUUUGCACAACAAUUAAUACCCGCAGCUAAAGGUAAUGCAGCUGGACACAUGGCAAUAGGUUUUUUCCUUGAAACAUUUUACCCUUACAGCCACUACCUCUAACUCUUCAUUAUGUGUCCCCACACUCUUUGCAUUUCAAAAUUAUCACACUAAGCAAAGCUCAAUGCACUGUUUAAAUGACUAAGGAACAUCUGGUAAGAUGAGGCUGCUGGGACUCCAUGGACAGAUAAAGUUGUAGCACUUUUCCUCUGUAUAUGGAAAUGUAUUGUAAAUUAAAUCUACAAAUCGUCUGAAAAGGCACAGGUCAGAAAGGAAGUGGAGAAAUACCA
Messenger RNA from Strigops habroptila (Kakapo), 10915 nucleotides. It is a transcript of the gene TAFA1, whose product is annotated as TAFA chemokine like family member 1. The coding region runs from base 764 to 1165 and encodes 133 amino acids. The record is from RefSeq and is a predicted model, not a curated record. The transcript is spliced from 5 exons. Gene Ontology annotation, biological process: neuroblast differentiation; regulation of neuroblast proliferation. NCBI's taxonomy places the organism in Eukaryota, Metazoa, Chordata, Aves, Psittaciformes, Psittacidae. Gene Ontology annotation, molecular function: receptor ligand activity.